GGGUCGGUCGCCAGCGCCGACCGUGGACGGCAGGUGUGUGAGGCGUGCCGGGCCGUGAACCCGGCGGCACGGCACCUGCGCCGACCAGUCACAGAGAGAGCGCCGACUGCCGUGUCCGCGCCGCUGCUCCAUCGAGCCGGGUGGCUAGUGGUGUCGCCAGCGACAGUGAACCCUAGCGAGUGCCGCGCCCGUGUCUCAGAGUGUGUGUUUGAGGGUCAGAGUGAGCCGUACCCGCUCGGUCGCCGGUCUGACCGGUGUGUUUCCGUCGCCCUCGCUGUGUUGGGCGGCUGGUCGGUUCCGGUCCACUGCCCGUCCGCCGGCCGGUUGGUCGUGCCGCUCUGCGCGGCGGUUCAGCCGGCGAGGACGCGGCCCGGCGCGGCGGCCCGCGGCGCGACUCUCGGCGCCGGAUGCCCCCCGCCCUCGGCUGACUUCCGGCCACACUUCCGGCACGCGCGAUGCCGCUGUUUAACCGUCCGCGGCGGCGCGGCGACGCCGACAGCCCUGUGAACGGCCGCUCGGGCUCGGACGGCGGCAGCAGCUCGGGCGGCAGCCCCGGUCCCGGCCAGGAGCGCCGGCCCGAGUCGCCGGCGCGGCCCAAACUCGUGUUCCACUGCCAGCUGGCGCACGGCAGUCCCACCGGCAUCAUCUCCGGCUUCACCAAUGUCAAGGAGCUCUACCAGAAGAUCGCCGACUGCUACGACUUGCCUGUGUCAGAGGUACUAUUCUGCACAUUGAACACGCACAAGCUGGACAUGGCCAAACUUCUCGGAGGGCAGAUCGGCCUGGAGGAUUUCAUAUUCGCACAUAGAAAAGGUCAGGCCAAGGAGAUUGAGAUUGUGAAGACGGAGCAGGCGCUGGGUCUGACGAUCACCGACAACGGCGCUGGCUACGCCUUCAUCAAGCGCAUCAAGGAGGGCAGCGUCAUCUCACGGAUACCGCACGUUCAGGUGGGCGACCACAUUGAGAAGAUCAACGGCGUCAGUCUGGUGGGCAGCCGGCACUACGAGGUAGCCAAGAUGCUCAAGGAGAUCCCCGUGGACCAGGCGUUCGUGCUGCGGGUCGUGGAGCCGCUCAAGGCCGGGUUCGCCAACAUCGGACCGCGCACGGACCCACGGGCGGGGAAGAAGGCCGGCUACGGGUCCGGCAAGGCCACCCUCCGAUUGCGGGCCAACGGUCAAGCGCGCGUCGAGGAGGCGCCCUGUGGGAUGGUGGAGGCGGCUACCAACAAGAUCAACACACUCCUGGAGAGCUUCCUCGGCAUCAACGACUCGGAGCUCGCGACUCAGAUCUGGGAGCUGGGCGAGAACAAGGAGAACACGAUGGAUUUUGCCGAGGCCAUCGACAGCUCGGACCUGGAGGCGUUUGGCUUCACCGACGACUUUGUCAUCGAGCUGUGGGGCGCCAUCACAGACGUCAAGGCCGGCAGGGUCAAAUGACCACCGAGGCGCCCUGUGGAGUGACGUGAGGACGUCAGGUGACCCGGGCUGACCUCGGGCGAGCGUCAGGUGGCCUCCGAGUGGAGUGUGGCUGUUUGUGAGUGGUCCAUGAGGACUUGGUGUCUCGGUUAGGACGUGGUCGCUGUUCGAGACGGGACUCCAGAACAGAGGCACCUCUAAAGGCAACAUUGCGUGCUUCAAUUUAUGACACGCUGGCGCGAUGCUUCGAUUGGAAGGCCAUCUAGUAGAACUGUGAAGCAUUUCAAUCGCAGUGCAGUUAGAUAAGAAAUGCAGGUGCCUCUACACAACGGAGACACAACUGAGCCAACGGAGUCCAGGCACGCCAGGAGUGACAGUGCGAUAGACAUGACAACUUCAACUGACCAGAAUCCAUGUCACCGGCAGAGGAAAACACAGCGAUUGCGAGUGUUACGUUCCGAGACCCCAACAAGUCUCUGCCGCUCCGAAACGUGAAUCAUUCACUGAUGACUCACCGUGCACAUACUUUGGCACGAACAUAUGUGAGCGGUGUGUGAAUGUCCACACCUGUACAUCCACGUGCGGGGCAGAUCUAAACGUCCACUGAAUGCGGUCGGAUGCGGCAGAAUGAGACAAAAAGUAUGUUAGUGUGUGAUGGAUUGGUGAAGAAUCGGGAGACUUGUCUCGUGUGCCGGGGGUUGACAUUCCACUGGAAGGAGGUGGCCGUGAGCUGGGUGAGAGUCGCCACAUUCCACUGUGGAAUAUUUGUAGCGGGGAUCCCGACAUUCCAUUGUGGAAUGGCGUGGGCUCGAGUGUGGGGCGAGGACUGGCAUUCCACUGUGGAAUUAGAUGGAUGUGUGUGGGGGCGGGAACUGUGACAUUCCACUGUGGAAUUAGAUGGACGUGUGUGGGGGGCGGGAACUGUGACAUUCCACUGUGGAAUGGGGUGUACAGACUGGUGAUGAACGAUGGGCACUUUUGUAGCUAGACCCGGUGUGACCACGACCACAUCGUACCUAUAUGCCAGAAAUACAUCCGACCACAUAAA
This is a messenger RNA of Amphibalanus amphitrite, 2463 nucleotides long. Its product is annotated as PDZ domain-containing protein GIPC3-like. NCBI's taxonomy places the organism in Eukaryota, Metazoa, Arthropoda, Thecostraca, Balanomorpha, Balanidae. Gene Ontology annotation, molecular function: protein binding. The record is from RefSeq and is a predicted model, not a curated record. Bases 456 to 1436 code for a protein of 326 amino acids. The transcript has 7 exons.